This is a messenger RNA of Populus nigra (black poplar), 5449 nucleotides long. RefSeq lists its product as uncharacterized. Lineage: Eukaryota; Viridiplantae; Streptophyta; Magnoliopsida; Malpighiales; Salicaceae. The transcript has 8 exons. The record is from RefSeq and is a predicted model, not a curated record. Bases 129 to 5126 code for a protein of 1665 amino acids.
GGGUUUAUUUAGGGCUUUUCUUCUUCCCUCGAAUUCAUCUCUCAAAAAUCAAAUAAAAACCCUUUUAUUUAUUGAUAAUCUAACAAACAAUGCAUCCUUGAUUGGUUUUUGGUUUUUCUUGUCAAACCAUGACUGCUGAUGUUUCAGUAAAGAAGGAAGUCACAGUGAGUAAUCCAUGCUGCAAUGUGUGGAAGGAGAAGUGUAGGAAGUUGGAAGAGGGAAGGAAGAGUUUGAGGCAAGCAGUUAAGCUUUUAACAGAACAAGCCGAUAAACUUCAGGCUAAGAAUGUUAGUCUCAAGAAAGCAUGUGAGGAAGAGAGAGUGAAGGUGGAGGCUAAGAAAGGGGAGAAAGAGAAAGAAGCAGCUUUGAGAGUUAUGUUGGACAAUGAGAUUUUUGGUCUUAAGUCUGAAAUAUCCAACUUACAGCAGAAGGGAAGUGCAAAUUCAGAAGAUGAAAAUGGAGAGGUUAAGCUGCUUCAAGAUCAGGUUUUUGAAGGAGAGAAGGAAAUCAGCAGGCUCAAGGAGCUUCUUGAGGGAGAGAAAAUAAGAGCAGAUUCUGAAAAGAAGAAUGCUGAGGUGGAGAAGAAGAGUGCUGCUGAUGCAUGGAAACAUGUGAAAGCUGAGGAAGAGGGGAAAGAGAAAGAAGAGGCUUUGAGAUUUUCGCUGGAAAAUGAGAUUUCUGCCCUUAAGUCUGAAAUAUCCACCUUACAGUGGAAGGGAAGUGCAGUUGCAGAAGAAAAAAAUUGGGAUGCUAAGCUUCCCCAAGAUCAAGUUUCUAAAUGGGAGAAGGAAAUCAGUAGGCUCAAGGAGCUUCUUGAGAUUGCGAAAACAAGGGUGGAUUCUGAAAAGAAGAAUGCUGAGGUGGAGAAGAAAAGUGCCUCUGAAGCAUGGAAACAUGUGAAAGCUGAAAAAGCUAAGGCUGAUGAAGAGAGGAAGCAUGCUAGUAAUGAGGGGCUGAAGGUUGAGGAAUAUCGGCUUCAGUUGAAGGCGUUGAAGAAAGAAGCUGAAUUAGCAAAAUCAAAGUUGGCUUCUGAAACUUUGAAGUAUGAAGAGGCAAACAAUAAGUUCGAAACAGAAAAACUGAAGGUGACCAAAGAGAAAAAGCGUGCUGAUUCAGAGAUGGCGAAAGCAGAGGUGCAGAAAAAGCUUGCAGAAGCAAACAGGAAGAAGCUUGCUGAAGAAAAAUCUCACACUGAAAAUCUUUCCAAACAGUUCGAAGAUGUGAGACAAAGAAUUGAGGAACUACGGAAGGCUGAGGAAUAUCAGCUGCAGUUAGAGUCUUUAAAAAAAGAAGCUGCUGAAUCAAAAUCAAAGUUGGCUUCCGAGACUCUGAAGCUUGAAGAUGCGAACAAAAAGUUAGAAGCAGAAAAAGCUAAGGUGAUGGAAGAGCGAAAACAUGCUGAUUCAGAGAUGGCUAAAGCAAAGGAGCAGAAGAAACUUGCUGAAACAAAUGGAAUGAAGGUCGUAGAGGAAAAGUCUCAUGCUGAUAAUCUUUCUCGGCAGUUGGAAGAUGCUGGAAUAAAGAUUGAGGAGCUGGAGAAGGGGAUAAAUAGAUUCAUGCUCACCAAAAAUAUGGGUGGGGCUUUUGAUGAUCAACAUGAAAUUUUGAAUGGUGAAGCUGCCACAAUUAGGUUUAGGGAUUUAUUGGAAAAUUUGAAGAACAAUUCAGAUCAAUCAAAGCUGGUUUUGGAGUUCUUAAAUUCCGAGAAGGCUAACAAAAGGUUAGAUAUUGAGAAGGCAAAAGCUAUUACUGAGAAAAAACGUGCAGAUUUGGAGAUGCUGAAAGCAGAAAAGCUUAAAAAGCUUGCAGAAAUGAAUAGGAAGGUGGCUGCAGAAGAAAAAUCUCGUGCUGAUCCGUUGUCUCAACAGCUAGAAGAAUAUAAAAUAAAAAUUGAAGGAUGGCAGAAGCAGAUACAGGAACUCCUGUCCUCCAAAAAAAUGGUCAUGGCUUCUUCAGGUUUACCUGACAAAGUUCUGAAUGUGGAGAAGACAAAACUGAAGCUCUUAGAAAAACAAGUGAAGCUUGAAAAGAUGCGAUUAAGGCAUGCCAAAGAAGGGGCUAAGAUGGAAAUAAACCGGAAUGGUAUUCUACAGCAAGAACUAGCUUGCUUGAAACUUCAUUUUGGUCAAAUGCUGUUUCGCCUGGAUGUACUGGAUAAAUAUUUCUCAUGUAGCAAUGGGGGUACAGAGAAAAUGGAAAAGGUUGGGAACCUCGGAACCAUGCAAAGGUCAAAGUUGAAGAGAAAACUGUGUGCAGAAGAACCAUUUCAGACGCAUCCUAAUAAUGAAAGUGAACUUCUGAAGCCUAGCUGCUUGGCUAUGACCAUCUAUGAACCUCUCACGCAGACACUUAACUGCACAGCUCCAUUGGUUUCACCAUCUGGUGGGAACUAUACUGCAUACAUCUCAGGUAUUGAUUCUAAAUUGGAGUCUCUGCUUGGAGGCUCUAACCGAAAAUUGUUACAGACUUCUGCAAUAAAUUCCAGUUCGGCAUCUUUUUCUGAUGGUCAGUUGGUCGGCUCACAGGAAAGGGGUGCGCUUGUUCCCACAUCAAAGAACUUGGUAGAAGAGAACUUUAAUGCUCAAACAACAAUUUCCAGCAUGUCUGGCGAUGUCACUAAAGUACAGCUUGAUGAAAAUCUUGCUGUGGUAGCGGAAAAUAGUGUUAGAAGUCCUCUUAGCAUUGACAUCAUUGGAAGAGUUAAUGGACACAGUAAGAAGAGGAGGAUCCUUGAUGCAGUUGAAUCUGUUGAACUUUUGUGUUCAGAGGGUAAGAAGCUGCACCUGCAGAUGGAAGAGAAACUCUCUGCCUUGCAUGGUAUGUUUAACAAACAAAUUAAAAAAUCACACGAAGAUGCCAUUGUGGAACCUAAUAUGCCAGGUGGUUCAUAUGCUAAGCAUGAGAGGACUCGUAAAACAAGAAAGGUAUCUCAUGAAGAGAAUGUUAUUAUCCACCGUUUAUCUGGCAUAAAUCAGCUAGGGAGGACCAAAAAAAUUGGGAAAGAAGUCCUCAAAGAUGCAAAUGCCUGCGGAUAUACCUCCAAUCCUGCCAAUCAUAUAAUGGGAGCUUCAAAAGCAUGCUGGGAAUGUUUGAGUGAUUCUUUUGAAAGCAGCCCCAGAGAGAUGGUAAGUUUUGAGGAAGUAGCCAAUGGGGAUUUCUUGAAAUUGCUGGACUUGGAUAACUCUGCAGAUGAGGAAUGUUACAGGAGAGCAAUGGAAAUGCCUAUGUCCCCAACUCUUCCUGAGAUAGGGUCUUCAGGUGCCGAAAUAUCUGCUAAUAAACCCUUACUUGUUGAAAGCUUCCUUGGACGUUUACCAAAUGGAAAGGAAUCUUUAGUGCCUUCUUUUAGCUCAGAUGCCAUUGAUGUAGAAAUUAGUUCUAAUCAACUGAAAGAUAUUCUAGGCAAUAUAAGUGGCACUUGUAACACCAUGGAUUCUGGAAAAGUUUCUGAUGGUUGGACCAGGGAUUCUGGAUCUGAUUUGGACACUGAGAUGCUGAACAUACCUAGUUCUAGAUAUGAGGGCCUGAAGUUUCCAUUUGAAGGUGAACUUGGUUCUAUACAUGACAAUAUUCCUAAAUACUGUGUGAUGUUUUCGGAUAUAAAUGACACUAUAAGCAUGUCUAGAGUAUUUUUUGCGACUCAAACUUGUUUGGCCCGCUGUUCUUCGGACAUUCAAGCAGAUUGUAUGGUUCAAAAGAUCUUGCGUGCUCUUAAAAUGGAAGGGAAAAUUUUACCCAAGGAGAAGGCUUGCACAUUUUUCACUUUACUGCUGCUGAAUUUCUCUGCUAGCAAUUGGGGGAAAUUUCGAAGCUUUUCGGAUCCGGAUUUUCUCCUCGGCUUAGAUUCUUUUGCCAGAGACAUAAAUGCAGUUGUUUCUGAUGUCGAGGCAAGAAACUUGUUUGCAGAAGUAUGUUGUUUGGAUGAGCUGCUUGGCCUCAAUGAAGAAUUCCUCCUAGAUGGGAAAUUGAUGGUAUAUGCAGAUCUAUCUUCUGAACCAUUGAGUGGAUGUGAUUCCAUGAUAGACAUCCUUCUGGAUGGUGUAAAUAUAAAAUUUGCCUCCAAAUCAGCUUCAUCCAAUCUUUUGGUGGCAGGGAGUAUCAUACUAGCAUCAAUAUGUGCAGCAACUGACCACAUUGGAUUUCUUUGUCAGGCUUCAUACAGUCUGUUGCGGAUGCACAGAUGUGAUACUGUUUCUGCACUUACUAUUCUUCACAUUUUUGCUUACCUGGCUGGAGAGAAGUUUUUAUCCCCGAGGAAGCACAGUUUGACAAUGACUGUGUUGAAAUCAGUGAUCAUGUUUCUUGAAGGAGGAGAUUCAUCAGUUGCUUCAGCAGCUUCCAGUCUUACCAUGUGUAAGGGCGGAAUGUUCCAUCCAUGUGCUAAAUGUCCCUUUUCAACUGAUGUUGUCUCCAUAGAUAUUGUUACGUCAAUGCUUUUGGAAAAGCUUCAAAAUUGUGCUGUUUCUGGAAUCAUGCAUCAUCUGAUGGAAUCACCCAGCUUAUCAAACUCCAAUGUACUAUGCUGUAAGGAUAUAGCUAAACAGAGUUUAAGUCAUGAAGUGAUUACUUCUGUCCUUGAUUUGAAUUGUGAUGCAUCCUGUAGUUUAAACAAGUGUGUGAUACCUGCCCAAUCAAAUUCUAUCAUGAAUGGGAUUUUGUGUGACCUGAGUGAUCUUCUAUCGUUGGUCGAGCUGCUUGCUUUCAAUAUGAGCUGGGAGUGGACCUGUGGAAAAAUUAUAACUGAGCUGUUGGAAAUGCUAGAAAGAACAAAGUUAGACAGCUUUGCUGUUGCUGUGGUUACUCUCCUCGGUCAACUUGGAAGGCUUGGAGUUGCUGCUUGUGGCUAUGAAGAUAAAGGAGUAGAGAACUUGAGAUAUAAAUUAUCUGGCUUUCUUUCAUGGGAUGCUACCAUCCAAAUGGCUCUUCCUGUUCAAAUUGCCCUGGCCACUUCUUUGCUAGCGCUACUUUCUCUAGAAUUUGAAAAGGUUAUCCAGAGCAAUUGUAACCUUCCAGCAAUUGCAUGUCAAUCCGUUUCCAUUGAUCAUAUAAGAAGCUGGUUUUAUUCACUGACCAAGGAGCGGCAAGUAUUGUCACGCAGCCUCUUACAAUCUUGUGAUGUCCUAUGAAUUGAGGCAAUUGCAUGGUUGCAAUAAGAACAUAUUACCAUCUGCAACAAUGCCCUUUCAGUUCGAAGUAGAAGUUUCUCAGUAGUGAGAGGUUAUCAACUUGUCAUACGGGUUAAAGUGAAUGGAAAUUUUGACGGGGUUCACAUUUAAUAGGUUUUCCAUUCUGAGAUGGAGUUCUCCAUACAAAAAGUCUUUUCUUUCCUUUCUUUUGAGUUCUGAGCAGGUAGAAAAAAAACAACACAAAUUUUGAGACGUAGCUUGUAUGAAGGCCUUUCUGUAUGAGUUCUCUCACUUGCUAUUAAAUUUGUAAAUUUUUUGAAGCA